UGCAAGCUUCGGCAGCCCAGCGCGUCGGGCAUUACCAACAGUACGGUAACAGCCACAAUACCAUGAAUGUGCACGGGCAGGACGGGCCAUCAUGGAGCCAAGGCGCUUCAGCCGGCCAACGUGUGCAACCACCUGCGGUGCUGCGGCGAGCGUCUGGCGCAGCAGGGUGCCACGGUCCUGCACAAGGACGAGCAGCUGCGCGAGGCUGUUGUCCACGUCUCAGAGCUGUGCGUCCGCGCCGCGGUGGCGGCCAAGCUGGUGUUGGCACCGGCGGGGGGGCAGCUGCAGCCUGCGUUCAGCAUGGUGGCGGCACUGGCGGCCAUGGAGGAUAGCCUGGACCCCACCCGCCCCGACGGCUUGGCCUGGCCCCACCUCUUGCGCGACCCGGGCGUGGCCGAGGCGGCGCUGCGGCGCGUUGAGGCGUGCCUUGCCCUCGCCGACACCGCUGUGCUGCAACGCCCCCGGGCGGAGCUCGCGGACCUGGGCUGCGUCAUCAUGUUCCACGCGCGGUCUGUGGGCACCAAAGGCGACUCGCUUGUGUCCACCAUAGACUUCGACUGGCUGCAGCGGCUGGAGGAUGAGGCCGUGUCUGCCGGAUACACGCUGUCCCGCAGCGGCGACAGCGACGUCACCCGCUUGGCACGCGAGUGCCUGCUGCGCGUCAUGGACAUGGCGUGCAGCACACAGCAGUGGACGUCCUUCUUGGCGACCUCCAACGUCGGCAUCGCCAGCAUCGCGGACGGCCUGCCGACGGCCGCCGUCUGGGCAGCGGCCCUCGGUGUCGGCGCCGUCUUCGACAUGUACAAUGUGUGGCACGUGCACUUGUCGUCGGCAGUCAAGCUGAAGGCGCACCUGGAAGAGCUGCAACCCGCCGAGUGGCAGCAGACGCGCCGUGUCGUCCUCGAUCAGGUGGCAAAGCUGGCUGCCAUCACGGUCCGGGUGGGGGGCGCCCUCCUGGCGCGCUUGGGCAUGUCCGAGGCGUGCAGCGCGGGGCUGCGUGCGAUCCGCCGGAUCGGAGCCGGGGCGGCUGCGGACUUGGCGGCGGAGCCGGCCUUGUGGGAUGCCCGGGCGGCAGCGGACUUGGUGGGGGAGCAGGCCUGGGGGGCGGCCAGGGCGGCGGGGCACUUGGCGGCGGAGCUGGCGGCUGCUUGCAGGGGGCGGGAAAAGGUCCUUGCUACGGUUAGCGCAAUAGUCAACAGCUGGGCAGAGGGAGAAGGGGAGGCGCGGGAGCCCGCGCUGCAACGGGUGGGCGGCGUGGCGGCAGCAGCUGACGGCACGCAGCAGCCGCACGACUGAUGCCGGGGGGUGACUGCGACCGCGGCAAACGCGGGUGAAACUGCAGCUGCAUGCUCCCGGGGGCAGGGGACAGGGGAGUUGCCUGCAGUUCAUGUGCACAGAAGCCCGUGCUCGGCAUCCAGGGCAGUGGCAGUUUCUAAGGGGCUGGCAGGGGGCCGAAGAUGGCUGCUCGUAGGGGUCGGGUGCUGUGCUCGGACUCGUGACCACGUCCUUGCCGUGAACGCGUUGUGUGGGUCAAGACUGCAUGUGGCAUGAACGGGCUGCUGUGGUUGCGGGGACGACGGAGUCAAGCUGCUGGGACCUUACAAGGGGUGCACUGAGCUGGUAGGGGGUGUGAGGGUGGCGGCGGCGCGCUGGCUGGACACCACAAGAGUGUCUCCUCUCCCCCUUCCUGU
This is a messenger RNA of Chlamydomonas reinhardtii, 1691 nucleotides long. RefSeq lists its product as uncharacterized. Bases 67 to 1296 code for a protein of 409 amino acids. The record is from RefSeq and is a predicted model, not a curated record. NCBI's taxonomy places the organism in Eukaryota, Viridiplantae, Chlorophyta, Chlorophyceae, Chlamydomonadales, Chlamydomonadaceae. The transcript has 2 exons.